CUGCAGGUCGGUUCUUCCUGCUGCUCAGAGAAGAAGCUUCGCUGCAGCUGAUCCGAACCUCCGAUGAAACCUCGCAGGUGUUCUCAGACUGACCUUUUUACCUGAUGCAAGCCCAUCAAGCACGUCGUCACCAAGUAGAUUAAAGGGGAUAGCGAUGAUGUCUGGAUUAAACCCAACCUCUUCAGAACACCGUGGAGAUACCCUUUGUAGUGCUGAUAAUGGCAAUGUGGAAACAGGAGAUGAUGCCCUGGACCAAGAGCUUCUCCCAGAUCUGAUUCAUCAUCACCCUAAUCUUUUCAGCUCUUCUCCUUUAAGGGAAAAGAUGUAUGAGGUUGACAGCAGCUGGAGCCAGGGUGUAGACCAGCUGAGAUAUGGACCGUUGGAAAGGAAGUGGCUGCUCUGGCAUGAGUUUAUGAUAGAACACACCCACCUAGAUGCUUGGCUGCAAUUGGCUGAGCAGGCAGUCACCACUUUAAACCUCGAGCAGGUAACCUACAGUGCCUGCAAAGAGGAGCUGAGGAGGUUUGAGAGGUUGCGAUGUGAGGCGGGAUGUCAAUUCAUCCAGCUGGACAGCCUGACCAGAAGGAACCGGAUCUUAACCCGGCUCUUUCAGGGUACGAUGCAGGCUCGGCUGCUAGCGUCGGCUAGGGAAUGUGGCCAGCGAUGGGAAGAUGUUGAUGCCAAACUGGAAACCAUUACAAGACGACUACAGUCGUUGGUAUCAGAGUGGGAGGAUUUUGAAGCAGAGAGAGAGGAGCUUGCACUCUGGUUGGCCGACAUGGACACUCGUCUCACAGAGAUAGAUCACAUGAGUGGAAACAACUGUGAGAAAUUGAGACGGCUUCAGUCUUUUCAGCACUCUGUGUGUGAAAACUCCGGUCGUGUGAACAACCUGCUGCAGCGUGGCGAGGAGUUGCUCCAGCGCAGCGAGUCUGCUGACGCUCAACAUGUGGAGAGCCGCCUGCUUGAGCUGCUGCGUCGCUGCAGCCAUGUCUACAACAACAUCGCCCGGACGCACACUCGGCUCCUCAGCAUGAGACUGGUGUUUGAUAAUGACUGCGUUCUGUCCCAGAGAACAGACUCUGGGUCUCCUUCAGAAUUGAUGCAAGAAGACGGACUACUCCAGAAAUAUGAUCCGGACAUCUCUUCAGUUCCACCCCAUCUCAACGAUUUCAGACAGUCUGUGAACUGUGUACCAAUCCGGCACUCCCUUCCACCCUCACCAUCCCCACCAUUUCCGUCCUACCCUGCCCAGGAGCUCAUGGGGUUGGAGUGGGACCCCUCAGUGGACAUUGGCCGGUCAGUCUCCCAUGAUGAUGCGGACUCUUCCUACUUUAGUGCCUCCAACGGUCUGUGUCAGAGAGAGGACACCAAGAGGUGGAGCUACCUCAGCUCCUUUGACUCUCGCUCUGACAUCAGCACUGACAUCACAAACCAGGAAGCAGUUCUGAGUCCAUGGGAAUGGACAGACCAAACAGAUCCUGGGUUGUUCUCACCCAUCACCACCAGUCAAGCAGAGGGCCAAUGGACUGUCUUGACCACUGAAGGGGACGCCAAUGAGCCAAUGGGGUUCAAUGGAGGGCGGGUCAAUGCGUGGCUGAGGGUCCAGAGCUCCUCCACUGCAGACAACCCGAGUUCAGGUUUGCAGGUGGUGCCGACUGAUGCGGACAAGAAGUUCUGUGAGGGCGCAGAUGCAUUCAACCAGUUGCAUCUUCAUCCUAACAGCCAGCAUUGUCAUGACAACACCCAGCAUCCUCUUCCUGUCCCUUUAAAACCAUCUUGUGACCUGGAAGGAAAAGCUUUGGCGGAUCACAUGAAGCAACCUCAGAGGCUGGCUUUACAGGAUGAAGAUGAGUUCUCCUGCUGUGAAGAAGCGGAGCUGCUUCUCUCUAAGCAGAGUCACACAGACAGCAGACCAUCCUCCUCUUCCUCCUCCUCCUCAUCAGCACUCCUCUACCUUCUCCUGGCCACAGCAGUCGCUCUGCUGGCCAGUCUGAUUUGGGUCACCAUGGAGCCUCCAUGUCACCGUAGCAACAGGAUGCCACGGUCCCUCCACCUGACUCUUAGAUACAUCAAUGGGCCGCCGCCGACCUGAAGCCCUGGCAAGUUCUCUCUAGGUCAAAGGUUAUCCAUCAGGAUCAAAUGAGAUGCUCCUGAUAAACCAUUCUAUUCCUUCCAGAACUAAACCCACUUCCUGUGGUUUGUGUUUGAACAUUCCAAAGCAGCCCCUGCAUUGAGUCUCAUUCCAAAUCCAUUUUAAUAUGUUUUCAGACAGAGAAACCUCUGAUCCACAGUUUGUAAAUUAAAACAGUUUAAUAAUCGGUAACGUGUCUCUCCUGUAAACGUCUGAUUUCAGAGGAGUUUCCUGCUAAAUUCCAUGGGUUAAAUUAACCCCUCCACCAAAAGCAGUGAAACCCAGGAGACUUGUUUGAAUCUUUCAAAUCUUGAUAGAUAGGAUGUUGUGGAAUACACUUUCAGGAAUGUGAAGAGUGGAAUGAAUUUAUUUUUUUUCUUUCUUUUUUCUUUACAUUAUUUCCAUCUGUCUCUGUUGUGUUACAGCUGAAAGAUGCCUCUGAAACAGAUCUCAUUUUUGGACUUUCCUUUUUCAAUCUUUGUGUCAUUUAUGUAUACAUAUAUGUAUAUUUUCAUGUUGAAUUUUCAAAAUUCAAAUGAUGCAAAAAAAAUUCCAUCUAGGUUCCUAUGAAGGUCCAAAUACUUUGGUGAAAUUGAAGUGAUUUUUUUUUUAAACCAUGGAAACAUUUUUGACAUGAAUAAAAACAUAAAUGUGGGUUUUCUGCAAUGUUGAACAUUUCAUUUUUUAUUUUUUGUAAA
Cyprinodon variegatus (sheepshead minnow) is the source of this 2832-nucleotide messenger RNA. RefSeq lists its product as uncharacterized. The record is from RefSeq and is a predicted model, not a curated record. The coding region runs from base 155 to 2095 and encodes 646 amino acids. The transcript has 13 exons. NCBI's taxonomy places the organism in Eukaryota, Metazoa, Chordata, Actinopteri, Cyprinodontiformes, Cyprinodontidae. Gene Ontology annotation, molecular function: protein binding. Gene Ontology annotation, cellular component: nuclear envelope; membrane; meiotic nuclear membrane microtubule tethering complex.